AUGCACAAAGACCUGAAAGCAUGGGCACGGGCUUGUAUCGCCUGUCAACGGAGUAAGAUUCAGCGGCACAACAAGGCCCCCAUUGGCACCUUCCCUGGCCCUGGUUCAAGGUUCAGCCACGUUCACCUGGAUAUUGUAGGCCCCCUGCCUCUGUCCAAUGGUUGUUCCUAUCUCCUCACCUGUGUGGAUCGGUUCACUAGGUGGCCUGAAGCAAUUCCCCUGCCUGACAUUGCUGCUCCAACGGUGGUCAAGGCUUUUCUCAGUCGUUGGGUUGCCAUCUUUGGUGCACACUCCACAAUCAAGACUGACCGUGGUGCCCAGUUUGAGUCUAACCUCUUCCAGUCUUUAUUCUCCUUUUUAGGCUGUACUCGCAUCCGCACUACAGCCUAUCAUCCGCCAGCCAACGGUAUGGUCGAGCGGUUUCACCGCCAGUUGAAGGCCUCCCUACGCGCUACGGCCGAUCCGGAGUACUGGACGGACCACCUUCCCUUGGUCCUCUUGGGCAUCCGCGCCGCUCUCAAGCCGGAUCUUGACUGUUCCGCAGCUGAACUGGUGUUCGGCGCUACUGUCCGACUUCCCGGUGAGAUGAUCUCGCCAACCCCGCGAGGUGCAGUUGAGGAUCCCACCAACCUCCUGCAUCGUCUCCGGCAAUUCAUGCGGACACUUUCUCCGGUUCCUCCCAGGUCCAUCGUCUUAUCUCCAGAAGGACUUGACAACGCGCUCUCACGUCUACCUUCGAUGUGAUCGAGUCCGCCGGCCCCUGGAACUACCCUACGAUGGCCCCUUCCGAGUUAUCUCUCGUGGUACGAAGCACUUCCGCAUCCAACGCGGCACUCGCGAGGAGGUCGUGAGCGUGGACCGCCUCAAAGCUGCCGUCCCCGACACUCCUCUGGAUGAGUCCUGUGGGCCCCUACCCCCUGCUCCGCCUCCCCGACCCUCUAUCCCUCCGUCCCGUAUAUUUCCUCUGCCCUCAUGUAUAAACCCCCAACUGCAACUACUCCUUCAUCAACCAACAACACUGUAACCGCGAGUCACACUCACUCUACACCUUGCCCCCAGUAUAUAACACCCGUAGUGGACCCCAUGUUCAUUUUCCUGACCGUUUGGUUACUUAUGUUUUUUAGACAUCAGCAAUCCCUUCGGCAUCGCUACGCGCCGUCUUCGGUCUAGCCGGGGGGUACUGUGGCGGUUCGCGUCUCCUUGCCCUCCGCCUUUGUCACGCUGCCUUCCUGUCCGCCUCACGCUCUUUGUCGAUACGCUGCUGGGACGCGCGAGUGCUCCGGGCCAAUCAACGCUGUCCCCCCUCUGAUUGGCUGGCGGACGCGGAGACAACUGAGGGCGCACGCACGCGCUGACACAACACCUGGUAGGCGGACACAGACAGCAACUUGUCUGGAGAGCACGCUUGCGGCGACUGCCCACACAGCCUUAGUGUACACGCUUUCCAAACAGUAAAGGUUGUCCCACUCAUUCCGUCUUCCCUGACUUUUGAUUGGGAAUCUUUAUCUUGUCCACCAUACGACAUUCGACAGGGAAUCAAACUGUGCCAAGUCCCAUCAUAUGACUGAAUUCUGCCUUGGCGAUAUCUAAUUUAUCAGCCGCUAGACGACGAGGACGGCUAAAAACGGGUGGUCCUCUAGUCAAAAUAUAAUGCGGAAUGUCUAGUAGUCUGGUCAACCUGUGAAGGCCGGGAGAUGGAUAGAAAUUCUUUAAGUAAACGAUGAUAAGUGUUGGAUGAAUCGAUUAUUAAAAUUCAUGGCCUAGGGGAUGGAAUGUUACGAGUUGAACAACUGGAAUACAAGGAUGUCAUCGGUCCGAAAGGUUUAUGGUAUCAAUGCUUAGACCGAAAAAGGAUAUAAAAUCGGCACGGAAAAUGGCGGUAUGGGCAUAGGCAAUAGUUAAUAUCCAGCGGAAAGAAUGUCGUAACCCAAGAUCUAAAGUUAGGGAUCGUCGAUCAAAUGUUGUAAUGGUGGUACUGUUAGCUGCCUGGAGGAUAAUUGAAGAGGUGGGUGACCUAAGGGCAGUCGGAGAGGGUGGAAUGAGACUAGCGUCAGCGCCAGUGUCCACGAGGAAAUUACGGCAGGAACGCUUAUGGUAAAUGUGGAGCAGGUGACUUGGGGUGGUUGAACUGAACACGUUCGUCGUCGCUACUGGCCGGUGGGUGAGUUUUCCACAAAAUAUUUCUCGUAACGACAUGGGGGUUUGCAGUGAUAGGCAAUUAACCCAUAGUUGUAGUGGUAUCAGCAGAAACCGUUCGGCGUGGACAGAGGGGUGGGAGACCUCUUAGGGCGAGAGACACGUGAAGCACGAAGCUGGGGAAUUCAAGGGUGAGGUCGUCUAGACGUUUCAUGACAUUCUCGAUUGCAGACGUAGUUGGCGCAUUGAAGAAGAAGACACGAUCGCCGAUCGCCGGAAUGCCAUUCUGCCUAUAUAUCAUGCGCCGCCGUGCGGGUGCUGGUUUGGCUCGAGAGAGAGCCCUUAUGGCACAACAGAACGAGUGAGUUCCGUAUGAACGAUCGGUGAGCGCCCUCUACCAUUGUAUAUCCCCGAUCGAAAACCGACAGGGCAACGGGUUCGUGGCCCGGUGGGUAGAGGUGUGGACUUCUAACUAACAGGUCGCGCGUUCGAGGCUCGGAUGUUCCACACUUCGCGUUUGGGUAUGACUAGCUGACGACGGCUAAUAAGCCAGAAAUGGCCAUUCCAGUCUCCCUUGUCUUUAUCGGUAAUGCCAUUCGGCCUAUAUAUAAUGCGCCGCUGUGCGGCUGCUGGUUGGGCUCGAGAGAGAGCCCUUAGGGCACAGCGGAACGAGUGAGUUCCGUAUGAACGAUCGGUGAGCGCCCCCAACCACUCUGUUGAGUUUGCAUUUUGUUGUUCUUGCCUGCUUGCUAUUGUCUGCUUGUUUGUGUUUGUCUUUAUUGUACGCUAAAUGCCGUUAUGUUCAGUUCAUCUGCACACCGUUUAUAUUUCAGCAACCAGUUCUCUUAGAGAGGGAUGGGAAAGCGCUGCGUCCCGUCUCCCCACUCUUUUCCACCCUCCCCCCCCACUCAAAAGUAUUGCGGCAUUGUCGUAGGCAGGCCCAUGCCAACUCGGGUCUUCCUCUCACUAAGCAAAGUCGUGGCCCAUAGUGGAGUUCGGCAAUCGUCUGGGACAACUGAGUAGCCCUAUUUAGGGAGAGCACUAAUUACCCUCGCGAGGGGGAAGGGACCAGAAAAGGUGACCUAAGUAAAUGCUGGGGAUCCACGCAGUCUGCAGGCUGACCGUGGCCGCAGACACAAAACUCACGGUUCAAACAACCAAACAAGAACCCACACUCUCUCUCCUCCCCGCCGCCCCGCUCGCCCCACUGGUAGGGUUAGUCCGUCUACUCUCGCAGCCUGGAAUGUUCGUUCCCUUUUAGACAAUUUGAGGAGCAACGAACCAGAACGGAGGACGGCGCUAAUGGCUCGAGAACUGGCGCGCCACAAGGUUGACAUCCCCGCACUCAGCGAAACCCGGAUCUCCGUACAAGGCCAACUGGAGGAGGUUGGUGCCAGCUGCACCGUCUUCUGGAGCGAUCGCCGCAGGGCAGAUCGACGGGACGUCCCCUUUGCCAUCCGUAACGACAUCGUGGGAUGA
This is a messenger RNA of Spirometra erinaceieuropaei, 3615 nucleotides long. The record is from the annotation of a GenBank genome assembly. NCBI's taxonomy places the organism in Eukaryota, Metazoa, Platyhelminthes, Cestoda, Diphyllobothriidea, Diphyllobothriidae.